AUGAAUCGAGAUAGUCUUGAAAAAAUUUGUAAUUAAGCCACAAAGUUUUGGAAAUAAUAAUUCAUUCCGUCACCUAAAUAAGAUUAAGACAUUUCAACUAAUGUUGGAUCAAAUAUCUUAGAAUAAGAAUCUAUUUUUGAAUUAUCUGCCAAAAAAACAGAAUAAUAUCUGUUUUUUGAUAUUGAAAGAUAAAACUAAAAAAAUGAAAAAAUUGAGUAAAUAUUUUCAGAAGACCUCAUUAAACAAUAAUAGUAAUUUGAAUAAGAAAACAAUUAUGAUGCAGAAAUAAGUUGUUCAUAGUGUUCAGAUUGCUCGAACAAAAGAAGAGAUAAAAAAAAAUAAAAACCAAGAUCUUUUAGAUCGAGUAAAUAUAUCAAGUAUAUCUAAGCAAAAUAACGGUUUACAAUAUCUGAAGAAGCUUUUAUUAUAGAAUAGUCAAGAAAAGGAACUAGUUUUACAGAUAUUGCAUCACAAAUUCCAGGUUCUACUGUUAAUCAAGUCAAACAUCAUCUAUUGAAAAAACUUAAAAUCUGUAGUAAAAAUACUAAUCUUUAAGGAGAUAGUAUUGCUGAAAUAAUCUUAAAAAUUUAAUAAUUAUAACAGUAUAUCACUAUUAAUAUUUUAGAAAUGAGAAUAUAGAUAAUGCUGUUAAAAUUUAAGAACUCAGAUAACAUAUAUCUUCAAUAGAAAAUCAUUUGCAUCAAACUAAGUAAAUGAUUCUAUAUAAGUAUAUGAUAUUAUUUCAAUAAUAAUGA
Messenger RNA from Paramecium sonneborni, 755 nucleotides. Lineage: Eukaryota; Ciliophora; Oligohymenophorea; Peniculida; Parameciidae. The record is from the annotation of a GenBank genome assembly.